Exophiala viscosa is the source of this 1740-nucleotide messenger RNA. RefSeq names its product eukaryotic translation initiation factor 3 subunit E. The coding region runs from base 206 to 1516 and encodes 436 amino acids. Gene Ontology annotation, cellular component: eukaryotic translation initiation factor 3 complex; cytoplasm; nucleus. The record is from RefSeq and is a predicted model, not a curated record. Gene Ontology annotation, biological process: translational initiation. NCBI's taxonomy places the organism in Eukaryota, Fungi, Ascomycota, Eurotiomycetes, Chaetothyriales, Herpotrichiellaceae. Gene Ontology annotation, molecular function: translation initiation factor activity. The transcript has 2 exons.
AUGUGAAUGGUGGGCACCCAGAACACGACGCCAACGAAGAUACCCCCGGGUAUAUCUUCGCCUGUGACAUUGAUCGCCCCCGUCUCACCAUCGCCAACCUCAAAAAACUUGACGAAGAGUUUGCCGCCCUCGACAUCGAGUUGCUGGAGAAAGACGACUUGCGCUGGGCCAAAGAGAAGAAAGUGAAAACCAAGGCAAAGACAAUAUGAGCGCCAACGACGAUCCCACAGGCGAAUAUGCCUUCCUCUCAAAGGUCAUUCAACAUUUGGACCGACACCUCAUCUUCCCUUUACUUGAACAUCAGCUCUCCGCAGAAGACAUCUCGCAAGAACGCUACGAUGAUCUCAAACAAGCCAUCUACAACCUCCUCAAGAACACAAACAUGAUCGACUAUGUCGGAAAUCUCUACAAAGAAAUAAACAAGACCGAAGACACACCUACCGAAUAUGCGAAAAAGAGAGAGGAGGUACUAAACAAAUUGGCCGCCUUCGAAGAAGAGUCAGCACACCUCACAAACCUCCUCAACGAUGAAGCCGUCACCUCUCAAUUGCGCAGCGACAAAGUUGCCAACCUGAAAUUCCUCGAAGAAUCACACGGAGUUACUCAGCAGAUGGUCGACAACUUGUACGACUUUGGCAGAUUCAGAUACGAAUGCGGCUUGUACCCCGAGGCGGCAGACCUGUUAUACCGUUUCCGCGUUUUGUCUACGGACAACGACAAGGUCGUCAAAGCCACCUGGGGCAAGCUUGUCUGCGAGAUAUUGGGUGAGGAGUGGGAAGCUGCACUGGAGGAAGUGGAAAAGGUGAAGGAGCACAUUGAGACGCGGCUGUUUAACAACCCGCGCGCGCAACUCACGGCUCGAGAGUCCCUGGUCCACUACGCUCUGUUCCCGUUCUUCAACUACGAACCCGCCCGUGAGAAACUCACAGAAUUGUACUUCUCUCCUCCGUACAUCAGCUCCAUCCAGACCGUCUGCCCAUGGAUUCUGCGAUAUCUGGCCGCCGCCGUCAUCACCAACCGAGGCCGCAUGAACAACUCGCACAACUACCAGAAACAACUGAAAGAUCUGGUCCGGGUCGUCAAGCAGGAAGUGUACGAGUAUCAAGAUCCUGUCACAGAAUUCAUCAAGGCACUCUACGUCGACUUCGAUUUCGAGGGCGCACAGCGCAAACUCUCUGAAGCGGAAGCAAUCCUGCGUGGUGACUUCUUCUUGAGUUCUUCCACCGACUCGUUCAUGGAUUCAGCAAGACACUUGAUUUCCGAGUCUUACUGCAAGAUCCACCAGAGGAUUGACAUCAAGGAUCUAUCUACCCGACUGGGUCUCUCCUCUAGUGAAGGCGAGAAAUGGAUCGUCAAUCUUAUCCGUGACACCAAGGUCGACGCAAAGAUCGAUUACCAGGCUGGAACGGUCGUCAUGAACCAUCCUCCCCAGAGCGUGUACCAGCAGGUCAUUGAGAAGACCAAGGGCGGUUUCUUCCGUACUCAGGUGCUGAGUGCUGCCGUUGCCAAAUCAUAAUGGACCAUGUGAGCCUCAUGCACGACCGCCAUGCACUCUGGAAUCAAGUGGAGAUGCUCGUAUGAACGUGGCCAGCCACUGCUCGGAUUGAAAUCGAGCUUUGCUGAAGGAGGAAGAAGAAUUGCGCUGAGGAUGAGAGAUGAUCUCUACUGUCAACGCUCGCACACAGCAAGCGACACAGGCGAAACAGUCGGCGAGACAAUCUGCACAGUGCGCGGACUUGU